Nycticebus coucang (slow loris) is the source of this 4796-nucleotide messenger RNA. It is a transcript of the gene UNC5A, whose product is annotated as unc-5 netrin receptor A. Gene Ontology annotation, cellular component: membrane. The record is from RefSeq and is a predicted model, not a curated record. The coding region runs from base 1334 to 3772 and encodes 812 amino acids. The transcript is spliced from 16 exons. Lineage: Eukaryota; Metazoa; Chordata; Mammalia; Primates; Lorisidae. Gene Ontology annotation, biological process: netrin-activated signaling pathway; anterior/posterior axon guidance. Gene Ontology annotation, molecular function: netrin receptor activity; protein binding.
UGCCAAACCAAGCACUGGAGUCCGGUCUGGGAGUAUAAUUUAUUUUGUGUUAAACAAACUGAUUGGUUAUUAGAAGCAGAUUGCUGAGAAGGUGAGAACCUAAGUCCCAGCUUGGCCUCGGAGCUCCCAGCCAGCAGCCCAGGUUCACACGUACAUGUGCCCUAGGCCAGACUGCCUGGGGUCCCUUCCCAAACUGGCUCUUGCUUACAUUGUGGGGUGGGUAGACACACUGCUUCUAGGAGCCACACUGCUUAGUGAUGUGCAGGGGAGCAGGGCACAGUCCUAUACAUCAAGGACCUGGCAGGCAGAAUUGGGGUCUCUCUCACCUCAGCCCACAGCCUUCCUGGAUCUUUGGGGCUCAGGGACAUCCUUUGCCACAGUGCUGUCUGGAGCUAGGACAUCGAAGACAAACUUGGCCCUUAUUCAUGGCAAUGGGAAGGAGAAAAGGAGGUGGCGGGACAGAAGGGGAGGGAGAACAAAGGGAGAGAAAAAGGGAGUGCUUAAAUUUAGUCCUGUUCUCAGUAUGUGUGAGGUUCCUGAAAGAGGGCCAAACUCCCCCAACCACCGUGGGGUUGGAGGAGCCAUCAAUAGACUUCUCCAGGCUUGGAGCUAGUCCUAGCACUCUGGGAGGCUGAGGUGGAAGGAUCUCUUGAGCUCAGAAGAUCAAGACCAGCCUGAGCAAGAGUAAGACCCCAUCUCUCAAAAACUAAAAAAACUAGCCCUGCUUUGUGGCAUAUGCCUGUCGUCCCAGCUACUUGAGAGGAUGAGGCAGGAGGAUUACUUGAGCCAUAAGAAUUUGAGUUGCUGUGAGCUAUGAUGCCAUGACACUCCAUCCAAGGUGACUCCAUCCAAGGAGACUCUCUCUCUCAAAAAAAAGACCUGUCCAAAAUGUUCCAGAGGUCUCCCAUCCCUAAUGCCAGGGACAGAGAAGAGAAAGACAAGUGAGGGCCCUGUCCCACCCAUGACUCCUUGUCAGAUGCCCAAAGACUCCAUGUGCCUGACAGGCAGCUGGUGCCUGGGGCCCCUCCUAUACACAGACCCCGGGUGGGGGGAGCCCUUUGUUCUCAGCCCCUACCCUUCUCCCAGAGUGUACACAUUGGAUGCCUUAGAGAACAGGGGCUGGCAGUGCUGGAACAAAGGGAAGUGGCCCAGCUAUAGAAGCCUCAGCCAGACAUGACACCCCCACCAUCUCCUGUGCAAACUGGCCAGGGCAGAAUUUCUCCCUAACAGGUGAGCACCCAAAACCCAUCCCAGAGUGACCACAGAACUGCAGGCCCAUUUUGGAUUCAGACAGUCCUGGGUGCCUCUCUCUUUAAGCACAAGACUGCCGGCCAUGGAAGUCCGCAUCAAUGUCUCAAGGCAGCAGGUAGAGAAGGUGUUCGGGCUGGAGGAAUACUGGUGCCAGUGUGUGGCAUGGAGCUCCUCAGGCACUACCAAGAGUCAGAAGGCCUAUAUCCGAAUCGCCUAUUUGCGCAAGAACUUCGAGCAGGAGCCACUAGCCAAGGAAGUGUCUCUGGAACAAGGCAUUGUGCUACCCUGCCGCCCACCAGAAGGCAUACCCCCAGCUGAGGUGGAGUGGCUCCGGAACGAGGACCUAGUGGACCCGUCUCUGGACCCCAAUGUGUACAUCACUCAGGAGCACAGCCUGGUGGUGCGACAGGCCCGCCUGGCCGACACAGCCAACUACACCUGCGUGGCCAAGAACAUCGUGGCACGUCGCCGCAGCGCCUCUGCUGCUGUCAUCGUCUACGUGAACGGUGGGUGGUCGACGUGGACCGAGUGGUCCGUCUGCAGCGCCAGCUGUGGGCGCGGCUGGCAGAAACGAAGCCGAAGCUGCACCAACCCGGCGCCUCUCAACGGGGGCGCCUUCUGUGAGGGGCAGAAUGUCCAGAAAACAGCCUGCGCCACCCUGUGCCCAGUGGAUGGCAGCUGGAGCUCGUGGAGCAAGUGGUCAGCCUGUGGGCUCGACUGUACCCACUGGCGGAGCCGUGAGUGCUCUGAUCCAGCACCCCGCAACGGGGGUGAGGAGUGCCAGGGCACUGAGCUGGACACCCGCAACUGCACCAGCGACCUCUGUGUGCACACCUCCUUCACCCCUGCCUCUCCCAAGGCCACACUGUCUCCUGCAGCUGCAUCUGGCCCUGAGGACGUGGCCCUCUAUGUGGGCCUCAUCGCCGUGGCUGUGUGCCUUGUCCUCCUGCUGCUAGUCCUUAUCCUCGUGUAUUGCCGGAAGAAGGAGGGGCUGGAUUCGGAUGUGGCCGACUCAUCCAUUCUCACCUCAGGCUUCCAGCCCGUCAGCAUCAAGCCCAGCAAAGCAGACAAUCCUCAUCUGCUCACCAUUCAGCCAGACCUCAGCACCACCACUACCACCUACCAGGGCAGUCUGUGUCCCCGGCAGGAUGGGCCCAGCCCCAAGUUCCAGCUCACCAAUGGUCACCUGCUUAGUCCACUGGGUGGUGGCCGCCACACGCUGCACCAUAGCUCGCCCACCUCGGAGGCCGAGGACUUCGUCUCCCGCCUCUCCACCCAGAACUACUUCCGUUCCCUGCCCCGAGGCACCAGCAACAUGGCCUAUGGGACCUUCAACUUCCUCGGGGGCCGGCUGAUGAUCCCUAAUACAGGAAUCAGCCUCCUCAUUCCCCCAGACGCCAUACCCCGAGGGAAGAUCUACGAGAUCUACCUCACGCUGCACAAGCCAGAGGAUGUGAGGUUGCCCCUAGCCGGCUGUCAGACCCUGUUGAGUCCCAUCGUUAGCUGUGGGCCACCUGGAGUCCUGCUCACCCGGCCUGUCAUCCUCGCCAUGGACCACUGUGGGGAGCCCAGCCCUGACAGCUGGAGCCUGCGCCUCAAAAAGCAGUCGUGCGAAGGUAGCUGGGAGGACGUGCUGCACCUGGGCGAGGAGGCACCCUCCCACCUCUACUAUUGCCAGCUGGAGGCUGGCGCCUGCUAUGUCUUCACCGAGCAGCUGGGCCGCUUCGCCCUGGUGGGAGAGGCCCUCAGUGUGGCCGCAGCCAAGCGCCUCAAGCUGCUUCUGUUUGCUCCUCUGGCCUGUACCUCCCUCGAGUAUAACAUCCGAGUCUACUGCCUGCAUGAUACCCAUGAUGCACUCAAGGAGGUGGUGCAACUCGAGAAGCAGCUGGGGGGACAGCUGAUCCAGGAACCUCGAAUCCUGCACUUCAAGGACAGUUAUCACAACCUGCGCCUGUCCAUCCACGAUGUGCCCAGCUCCCUGUGGAAGAGCAAGCUCCUCGUCAGUUACCAGGAGAUCCCCUUCUAUCACAUCUGGAACGGCACACAGCAGUACCUGCACUGCACCUUCACCCUGGAGCGUGUCAGUCCCAGCACUAGUGACCUGGCCUGCAAGGUGUGGGUGUGGCAGGUGGAAGGUGAUGGGCAGAGCUUCAACAUCAACUUCAACAUCACUAAGGACACAAGGUUUGCUGAGCUGCUGGCUCUGGAGAGUGAAGGGGGGGUCCCAGCCCUGGUGGGCCCCAGUGCCUUCAAGAUCCCCUUCCUCAUUCGGCAGAAGAUCAUUUCCAGCCUGGACCCACCCUGUAGUCGGGGUGCUGACUGGCGGACUCUGGCCCAGAAACUCCACCUGGACAGCCAUCUCAGCUUCUUUGCCUCCAAGCCCAGCCCCACGGCCAUGAUCCUCAACCUGUGGGAGGCUCGGCACUUCCCCAACAGCAACCUCAGCCAGCUGGCUGCGGCUGUGGCCGGACUGGGCCAGCCAGAUGCUGGCCUCUUCACAGUGUCAGAAGCCGAGUGCUGAGGCCGGCCAGGCCAAACGCCUACACUCUCACCAGCUUUGGCACCCGCCAGGGACAGGCAGAAGCCAGACAGGGGCCCUUCCCCCAAACCGGGAAGAGCUGCUUGGACAGGCCCCAUCCGGCUGAAGUUGUCCCUUAACACUGGUCCUUCAGACCCUGCCCAAACUCCCACCCCUCCAUGGCCUGCCUGACCAGGCUGGCAGUGCCACCUGUUCACAUUCUGCCCCCGAGCCCAGGGCAGACAGUGCCUGGAGCCUGGGCCAGGCCCAGCCCAUCUGUAUGUGUGUAUGUGUGUGUGAUGCUACCUCUCCUCCUGCCCCCGCCAGGGCCCCGCAUACACACAGGCAUGCAUGCACACACUGGGCUUGGGACAUGGCCCCCAGAGCUCCUGCCUGAGGUGGACCUUAUGCAAACAUUUCUGUGCCUGCUGGGUAGGGCACAUCUGAGGGGCCUGGCUCCAAGCCUGCAGGGCCAAGGGUCACAGCCGGACAGGGGGUGGCCCCUGGGUUCAGGCACAUGACCACCACACGAGCAUACGCCCACGCAUGUCUCGUGUGCUCAUCUCACAUGCAUCCCCUUCUGGGUCAUGCAGACACCCCACCACUACCACACACACAUCUCAUGCUGUACACCUGGAGGCUGCUCACGUCUCUCAUGCCCGGUGUCGGUGCACAUCUGCCUCUCACAUGCUGCCCUCUCCCACCCACCCAGGGACACCCAACGGCUCCUCCCUGACCUUCCCCUCUUCCCCUCGCCUCGAGGUGCCCUGCCCGGCGGGGCAUGUGAAUAUGCAAUGGGAGUCCUGGGCUGUACAAUGGCGAGUGUGUGUGCCGUGGCAUGCCCGUUCCUGAGGCUGGCUGGUACCCCCAUGCGGGGCCUGUCAUGUGAAGCUCGUGUCCUGACUCUGUCUUAAGUGCAUUCACGCACUUACACUUGGCCUUAUGUACACAGCCUUGCCCGGCCGCCGGGGCGCAUAGGGAUUUUAUCGGACGUGAAUGUAAAUAAAUUAUAUAUAUAUAUUGCUAA